Molecule: messenger RNA, 1044 nt
Organism: Cherax quadricarinatus
Lineage: Eukaryota; Metazoa; Arthropoda; Malacostraca; Decapoda; Parastacidae
Biological process (GO): regulation of DNA-templated transcription
Molecular function (GO): DNA-binding transcription factor activity
Source: RefSeq, a predicted model, not a curated record
AUGGAUGAUCAUUCAAUGUUCUCGGAAUUGGCUUCAUAUUACGACGCGUGUGGAACUAAAGGUGUGGCCCAGGAAACAUUUAUUGCUAAUGACCCUUAUUUCGGCAUUAGUUUGGCCCCAGCCAUGACGGAGGAACAGUACCUUGAUCCACGGUCGACGGUGAUGGAACAGGCUACCUCUUAUGAUACCCUAGGAGGCUUGUCCCCGGACCUGGAGGAGAUGAUCAACGGAAUACUGCCGGAAAAAGACCUUCCUGUAGGAGAAAUGGAUCUAUCAGUUGCCAACAUCAACCAGGAUUUGAACGCCAUGUCUCUGUGGUCAGAUGACUCCCUGGAUCUAGAUAACAUGGACCCUAACGAAAUGCUGAGUGGAGGUGGUGUGACCGAUUUUCCUGGGGGGCUGACGCCAUUAAAGCCACAAGAAGAGACCCGCAUAAGAAAUAAGGAUAGGAAAAGUUCCAGGCGGACUCGCAACGAACCACAGGUGCCCACCUGUUCCCUGGUGCUGCCAAAUAUGCAGUGCCCCUACCCACCACCAGAAGAGUUGGGGGUAGCCAGCCCUGCUUAUUCCCAGAGCGACAGUGCCAGCGGGGAUGAGGGCUCCAAACCCCGCCAGAGACGAGCCCGGGUACAAUACAACACACUGACAGAAGAAGAGAAGUACCAGCGAAUCCGAGACCUCAACAACGAGGCUUCGCGGCAGUAUCGAAUAAGAAACCGCCAACAGUUAUCUAAGCUGCAGCAACAGCUGGAGAAGCUGCAGGAGAGGAACCAGGUGCUGCAACACAAGCAUACAGGUCUCGAGCAACUCAGGAACCAGAUACGAGACUAUACAAACGGAAUACUCCGGAAACACAUGUCGAGCACUCAGCCCAGUCAAUACUGAGCUCUCUCCAGAUAGAUGACAGCUCAAGUAUUAAGGAAUACAAAUUUAUUAACUACAUUUUCUCAGCGAUACUCGUCUUUCUGCCUGUUCAAAGAAUGUUUAUACGUACCUUUAAUAUAAUUUAUAUUUAUACGUUUUUAAUAUAUAUUUUAGAUCAUU